Molecule: messenger RNA, 609 nt
Organism: Penicillium subrubescens
Lineage: Eukaryota; Fungi; Ascomycota; Eurotiomycetes; Eurotiales; Aspergillaceae
Exons: 2
Coding region: 1-609 (202 amino acids)
Source: RefSeq, a predicted model, not a curated record
AUGCAGCCUCUGUCACCAACCGAGAAACAUCGGAUUUGUCGCACCCUGUAUCGACUUGAGAUUUGGUGCAAUAUUUCCCCGAACAAGUCCAGUGGCAGCCAGGCCAGGCCAAUUUCACUAAUUUCGCACCCUUGGAGUGUGAACAGCUCGCCUGCGUCUACCAGGGCGGAAAUCCUGAGACUUGGAACCCGAAAAGCCCGUCGUCUGGCUUUGGAUAACUCGGCAUAUCAAGUCUGCCUUGGCCUAGGUCAUGUCAAGAAAAUAAUAGAUGCCCCGUUGCCUACAGUGCGGCAAUGGCCUGGUAUGAAGAUUGAGGAAGCCAGGGGCUGGUUUUUCAAUAAGUUCAUGAGACGGCACAUCCAAUCAUGGGACGUCAAGAAGGCAAGACAUCGCAUCGGUGGCGAGCAGGGCGAUUUGGAGUUUCUUCCCUCGUACCCUGACCCAGAUACUGGACCCGAUAAUGUUUGGCGUUGGGCUAAUACCGGCGAGAAACUGAUCAACGCCGUGAAUAAUCCUAACCGUCGAGUUCUGCGUAAAUGGGGGUAUGUGAUGUGGGCCCGACGGCGACUCAAUGCGAAAGGGCUCAUGGACGAACCCUGGGCGGGCUGA